This is a messenger RNA of Panonychus citri (citrus red mite), 1725 nucleotides long. Its product is annotated as sentrin-specific protease 7-like. The coding region runs from base 32 to 1486 and encodes 484 amino acids. Gene Ontology annotation, biological process: protein desumoylation. NCBI's taxonomy places the organism in Eukaryota, Metazoa, Arthropoda, Arachnida, Trombidiformes, Tetranychidae. The record is from RefSeq and is a predicted model, not a curated record. The transcript is spliced from 7 exons. Gene Ontology annotation, molecular function: SUMO-specific endopeptidase activity. Gene Ontology annotation, cellular component: nucleus; cytoplasm.
UUUCUGUUGUCAUCUUAAAUGCGAAAACAUCAUGUCAGAUUUUCGUUUAAAUUUAUCUAGUUACUACAAUUCUGUCUACUUUGGUGUUCAUGGAUUUCUCUGUGAUCAAUUUUGUUUAAUUUCAGAACGUAUUCAGUUUUUUCAAUUGUCUUCAUCAGAAGGAUCUCGUUCUAACAUCACCAUUCCACUAACACAUAUACAUCGAGCUUAUUUUGACUAUGAAAGUGAUGAUUAUUUUUCAAUCCUGGUCUUGGAAAUUGUUCCUGAAUCUGCAAUUAUAAUUAGAGAAACGCUAAAAAUAGACCCGAAACAAAGUGAUUACACAGAAGGAACCAUUCUUGUUGGUGUUCGAUUAUACGAUGAAAAGGGAGACCUUGAAUUCUUAUUUGAAGACAGUUUUUCCUCCUUUGAUUCACUAAUAUGGAGACUUGAGAUAACUCCGUGUCGAAGAGUCGAGGAAUACUUAGAUUUUAUUAACAAUUAUUCUCAACGAUCAUCAUCAACACUGCGGUCGAAUGUUUCAAAACCAAAAUCAACCAGUUCCAUCAUUGAAAUCGAUUGUGAUGACCCUGUUGAAAACCAGUGUCGCUUAAAAGGCUCGACAUCAACUAAUGAUGAUCUUCUCUUCAGAUAUCCACCCGAUGGAACUGAACGUAUCUCAAUUCGCCAAUCGGAUCUUUCUUGUUUGGACGAAGAACAACAUGUAAAUGAAACAAUCUUAGGUUUCUAUCUCAAGUACAUCGAGAGAAACUUAACAGCAUCAGACAUCGCCCAAAGAAGCUACAUAUUUAGUGUAUUUUUCUAUCACAAGCUCACCCAAAGAAAGCGAAAGGCUCAAACUCAGGAUAACAAAUUAAUUUAUGAUCGAUGCUACAAAGGAGUGAAAACUUGGACUAAAAAUGUCAAUAUCUUCCAUAAAGAUUUUAUAAUCAUGCCAAUUAACAAAUCUGGUCAUUGGUUUUUGGUAAUCAUAUGUUAUCCAAGAAAAGUGCCAUCGAUGAAUGAGAUUCUACCUAAUGAAAUGGAAAAAAGUCCCAAAAGACCUUGUAUACUUUUCAUGGACUCAGCUCAAAUAGUUAAUAGCGAGCUUGAAUUUUCUGAACCAAUAAGACACUUUCUAACUAAAGAAUGGGAAUACCUUCAAAUGUCAAAUAAAAACUUCAGUAAAAGUGUAAUGCCUGAUAUUUAUCUCAAGGUGCCUAAGCAAAUUAACGACUUCGACUCUGGAUUUUUUGUAUUACAAUGUAUCGAGAAUUUCCUCAUAAAUCCUGAUCAUUUACUUGACAAAGUUUCCAAAGACCCGGCUAUUAAUCUAGAGGAUUGGUUCUCUCACAGACUGGUUUCGGCUAAACGACGAACUAUUGAAAGAUUGAUUAAACAACAGCGAAAAGCUGAAGAAAUCAAGAAAAAUAGUCUUUGCGAAACGGAUGAUGAAAUUUCUUCUUCUUCUUCUAGCUCUUAUUCUUCUGCUGAUUCCGAAAUUUGAAAGAAUCUACAAAGAUCCUGCUAUUAAUCUAUAAGAUUGGUUUUCUCUUUCUCUGGUCUCUUCUAAACGACGAACAAUCAAAAAUUUGAUCGAACGAAAGUGUAAAUAAUUAGACUAAGGUAUUAAAUGAUAAUCGACAUUUAAUUGUAAAUAAGACCAGAAAAUGAUAUACAUAAACAACUAUGCUGUGAAUUAAUCAUGAACCGAAAGGAUUUUCAAGAGAGAAGAAAAUCAAAUUU